UUCUUCCCACUAUUGCAAACAAAUCUUCACCAGCGCAUGGAACAUGACUUUCACUUGAAAGCUCAAAAAAUCAUUUAUUUAAUUAUUCUGAAAAAUAAAUAAAUAAUUACAAUGACCUGUUUAAUUUGUGGAGCUAGUUCCACAACCCCAGACCCCUGCGAUGAAGAUUCUUGUACUGAGACGUUAAAUGCCAUUAUAUUUUUUCACAAAAUAUUGAACAUUCCGUUGUUACAAUGUUCAAAAUACUUGGAGAAUACAAAGACUGCCGGUGGCGGAAUACUGUCAUCGUUCUGCGACCCAUGUAAUGGACUUGUGAAACAAGGGCUCGUCUUAUCGUCCAGAAUGGAUGAGGUUGCUGCGGAGCUGGAAGGGGUUAAGCACACUUUAUUGAAUCACCUACUCGUGGUGGAAACUAAUCAUCGGAACUUCACCAGUCAAGAGAGUAGGCUGAAGCUUGCCACCAAUGUGAAGAAAUGUUUCAAUGUUCUCGUGGAUAACGAUAACAUAAUGGAAGCAUCUUUUGAGGAAAACUGUAAUGGAAUCGGAAUUAUUUCUUCAACCACUUCCAUCCAUAACCUCGGGGAAGAGAUUCUUCCCCACUUUUUGUCGUCCCCACUUUCCACUCCUUCCGAAACAUAUAAUUAUCAUAGCCAGGAGCAUGUGAGUGAGUCCGAGGAAUUUCAAUAUGAAAACCAUCCUUCUUGGGUUGCUGAUCAUGUAGAAGAGGAGGAAGAAUCCGAUUUCGUUAUUCAAAAUCAUGAUGAGGCAGAUGUCAAAUUGGGAAAUAUUUUGGAUUCUUAUUAUGACGGCGAACUUGGGGAGGAGGACAAAAAUAGCGAUGAGGACGAACCUGAUGAUAACUUAAUCGUUGAAGACCCACUUCAACCUAUGCCAUCCGACAGAGGGGAAUUAGAAGAGGAUGGGGAUUCAAGUUCAAACUCAAAAACCCUUUGUACAAAAAUCAAACUGCCUCUGCGUUACGCAGAUAAAUUGUCAAAACAACGAGGGAAAGUCAUUCCUAGGCUAAAAAGAAAAUAUACUCCACGAAAUUGGAGCUGUCUGCUUUGUGACAAAUCUUUACAGAGUUCAAGUAGCUUGGGACUCCAUUACUCACAAGUUCAUGAUAACCCAUCGACUUGGCCGUGUUUUGCAUGUGAUAAAAAAUUCGACAGGAAAGAGAAGCUCUACUCUCACAGAAGCAUAACCCACCAGAAUUUACCUAUCAACCAAACGCGAACAAAAAUUGCCCAGUUGUCAUCAAGACUAUCAGUCGUAGUACCAUCAUCAUCAGCUGCAUUAUCAUCCUCAACAUCAAUCCCAUUUAAAAAGACAAUCAAGAAACCAUCUUUGCUGAAGUAUGCAAAAUAUAACAUUCCUCGGAAUUAUUCGUGCUUGCUAUGCGACAAGAUUUCUUUUAGUCCCAGAGAACUGAGUCUUCACUACAUUACGAUUCACAACAAUCCGAAAAGCUGGGAGUGUUACACAUGCCAUGAAACAUUUGAUAUGAAGCACAGGCUUUACAAACAUAGAAGCACUGUUCACAAAAACAUGCCAGUUAAUCAGACCCCGAAUCACAUUGAAUUAAAACCCAAGUCGAAGCCAACUAAACCAGUUGUCGCGCUCAAAAACAAGAUCAAAAGACCAUCAUUGGCAAACUAUACUCCACGAAAUUGGAUUUGUCUACUUUGCGAUAAACUAUGCAACAGUUCGUUACAUCUCGGAAGUCAUUACUCGAUUGAACAUAAUAACCCUACUUCUUGGAGAUGCUAUGUGUGUGAGGAAGAAUUUGAUACGAAAAUACAAUUGUAUCGCCACCGAGGCGUUGUUCAUCAAAACUUACCAAUUAAUAAGAAGCAAACCUUGAAAAGUAAUGAAACAACAAAAUCUCAAUUCCAGCAUCAUGUAACAGUUCGGCCAUCGUUCUUUAAGAUAAAGAAAACUCAGAAACCUUUUAUGAAGAGUAGUAAAAUACUUGUCCCUUCUUCUAAUCACCGCAACUAUGCGUGCCUCUUAUGCGACAAAUUAUUUGGUAACGCGAUUGCUUUAGGAUCUCAUUAUUCUGAACAUGGUGGAGAACAGGGCAGAAUAACACGUUGGCCGUGUUCUGUAUGCAAUGAAGAGUUUGAUAUUAGAGCUAAGUUAUAUUAUCACAGGAAAGAAGUACACAAGAAUUUACCCAUUAAUCGCGACCUUGUCGAUCGACAAUAUGAACAUGAGGCCAAGAACAUUAAAAUAAUGGACGACGAGCAAGUUUCAUCAUUGUCAUCAACAAAUGAUCACACUGCUAAAAAUAGUGAGACAAUUCCAGUACCUUCCGCGACUACAGCAACGAGCACGAGUAAUAUCAGUUGGACAGUGCAAAAUCCAAGCCUGACAAAACCAAAAUUCCAAUAUACGUGUCUCUUAUGCGACAUUAGGUUUCCUCAUCCUAUCGCCUUAGGCAAACAUUACCGAGAAGCCCAUCCAGACACGACGGAAUGGAAGUGUAAUGUAUGUCACCGUGUAUUUCGAUUUAAAAAGACGUUAUACGUGCAUCGACGCGACAUCCACAAUAAUCUUCCCAUCGGUACUGGCCACAGAUCUAUCAAAAAGAAAUUGAAAUUGAAGGAAAUGAAGGAUGAUAAAAUUUCUACAAAAUCAAAAAAGAUUUUGUACAAAAGGAAAAAAAGAAACUACAAGUGUGUUUUAUGUUUAAUAGACUGUAAAAAUUCUCGAGGUGUUACAGAACAUUACAAAACUGAGCAUGGCACGUUAUCAAAAUGUUUAAAAUGUUCCCAAUGUCACAGAAUUUUUAGUAACUACAACUCCCUCUUUUCGCAUAAGAGACAUUAUCAUAAAGUGGAGAGUAAUAUGUAAUUCAAAAUAAAAAUUGAAGUGCACUUGUUGUUGUAACAAAUCAUACAUAUGUAACACGGAAAUUAUUAUACAUAAUAAUU
Molecule: messenger RNA, 2936 nt
Organism: Folsomia candida
Lineage: Eukaryota; Metazoa; Arthropoda; Collembola; Entomobryomorpha; Isotomidae
Product: zinc finger protein 62-like
Exons: 4
Coding region: 112-2856 (914 amino acids)
Biological process (GO): regulation of transcription by RNA polymerase II
Cellular component (GO): nucleus
Molecular function (GO): DNA-binding transcription factor activity, RNA polymerase II-specific; RNA polymerase II transcription regulatory region sequence-specific DNA binding
Source: RefSeq, a predicted model, not a curated record